AUGGAAGGCAGAAGCACCAGCCUGUGUUGGCUUGUUGUUGCUGUGCUUUCAUGGGCUUGCUCUGGGAAAGAAGGCCUCGCGGCACCGACGGUUCUCGCUGAUAUCCCUGCGGAUUCCGGCGCAUUCCUCCUGCAAGCGGAAGCUACUUCUUCGCGCAAAGAGUCGCCGGAAAAUGUCAGUGAUGAAGUGGCCCUCGAACUGGCUGGUGACCUUCUCCAUCCCCUGAGUACAGCGCUUGGCGACCUGAGUUGGCCACAUUGGGGCAUCCUGUCGCGGAAGUUCUGGCAGUGUGGCCUUCACUGGUUCCUGGCUAUUCUGGCUGGAGCAGCUACCGGUCUACUGCUGGUCCCAGCUGUCUUUCUUGCCUUGGCGCUGCUUGGUUUUACGACAGGCGGUGUCCUUGCUGGAUCCUUUGCUGCAUGUUGCCAAGCACGGAUUGGGGCCGUGGCUGCAGGAUCUUGCUUUUCAUUGGCGCAAUCCAUGGCAGCAACAGGAAUGAUGGCUUCAUGCACGCCAUGUGUUGUUGUAUCAACUUCCAUGACAGGCGCCGCUGUCGCAUCCUAUCUCAUGUACAUGAACCACUGUGCGUGGUUCAAUACGGUUUGUUGUCAUGAUGACUGGUGCUGGUGGACAAACAUCACGCACACGCAGUCUUAG
Messenger RNA from Symbiodinium natans, 657 nucleotides. The record is from the annotation of a GenBank genome assembly. NCBI's taxonomy places the organism in Eukaryota, Dinophyceae, Suessiales, Symbiodiniaceae.